AUGAUUAUGAGGGUGGACAACAAGGAAGCAGUUUUUAAUGUCUACAAGGCGAUCCAACUUCCCCGCCAUUAUGAGGAGCUCUCUAUGAUAUCUAUUGUGGAGGUGGAUGAGCAACUUUUUGACACGGGUGUAUAUCUAGACGAUUCUCUAGAGAAUGUAAUCAUGUUGUUCGAUAGCUUGGAGAUUGAUGAUGCGGUUGAGGAGAUGAUGCAUAUCCUAAAUGCAUCAUGUGCUUACAUGCGGGGAUUAAACCUCUUUGAGCCCCUAAAUAGGCCAAGUGGUCCUCCUCCAAAGCCGUCAGUUGAAGAAGCUCCAAAAUUGGAACUUAAACCCUUGCCCCCCUCCCCCCCCCCGCACCUUCAAUAUGCCUAUUUAGGUGGUCCUGACACUUUACCAGUUAUUAUUUCUUCUGACUUGUCUAAAUUGCAGGAAGAAAAGCUGUUGAGAGUGCUACGCGAGCAUAAGCGAGCAAUUGGGUGGACGAUGUCUGACAUUAGAGGCAUUAGUCCAGCUUUCUGCAUGCAUAAGAUCCUUAUGGAGGACAGACACAAGCCAAGUGUAGAGCAACAACGCCGCCUAAAUCCAAUCAUGAAAGAGGUGAAGAAGCACAGCAUGAUGAGAAUGUGCAUUGAUUACAGGCAAUUGAACAAGGUAACAAUUAAAAACAAGUAUCCCUUGCCUCGUAUCGAUUUGUUUGACCAGCUUCAGGGAGCGAGAGUGUUCUCCAAGAUUGAUCUCUGCUCAGGUUAUCACCAGUUGAAAAUUAGGGACUCAGAUAUUCUUAAGACAGCUUUCAGGACCCGAUAUGGUCAUUACGAGUUCUUGGUGAUGUCUUUCAGGCUGACCAAUGCCCCAGCAGCGUUCAUGCAUUUGAUGAACAGUGUGUUCCGGCCAUAUCUCGACUCAUUUGCCAUAGUCUUCAUUGAUGAUAUUCUGGUGUACUCGCGUAGUCAGGAGGAGCACACGGAGCAUUUGAGAGUAGUGUUGCAGAGAUUGAGGGAGGAGAAGCUUUAUGCAAAGUUCUCCAAAUGU
Messenger RNA from Nicotiana attenuata, 1032 nucleotides. RefSeq lists its product as uncharacterized. Lineage: Eukaryota; Viridiplantae; Streptophyta; Magnoliopsida; Solanales; Solanaceae. The transcript has 2 exons. The record is from RefSeq and is a predicted model, not a curated record. The annotation marks the transcript as partial.